AUGGCAUUUCCACAAGCUUCAGACUUGGAGAAACAUUCGAGUCCCAUUACCGGCAAAAAACCAUAUUCAAAUGACUGUAGGCCAAAUGCAUUUUCAGAAGCUUCAGACUUGGAGAAACAUAUGAGAGUAGAUACCGGUGAAAAUCCAUUUUCCAAUGGGAUGGGUUCAAAGGAAUUUUCAGAAUCUUCAGACUUAGAGAGACAUAGGGGUGUCCAUACCAACGAAAAACCAUAUUCGAAUGAGUGUUACCCAAAUUCAUUUUCCAAAUCUUCCGACUUGGAGAAACGUAUGAGUCUCCAUACCAGUGGAGAACCACAUUCAAAUGAUUUUCGGUCAAAGGCAUUUUCAGAAGCUUCAGACUUAGAAAAACAGAUGAGUCUCCAUGACAGCGAAAAUCCAAGUUCGAGUGACUCUUAUUCAAAGGCGUUUUCAGAAGCUUCAGAGUUGAAGAAAUAUUUGAUCCAUACCAGCAAAAAACUAUACUCAAAUGACCGUUCUCUAAAGACAUUUUUAGAAACUUCAGAUUUAGAAAAACAGACGAGUCUCCAUACCUGCGAAAAUCCAAGUUCACCUGACCCUUACUUAGAGACAUUUUCAGAAGCUUCAGACGUGGAGAAACUUAUGAGUGUCCAUGCCAGCGAAACGCCGUAUUCGAAUGACUGUAGUCCAAAAUCAUUUUCAGAAACUUCAGACUUAGAGACACAGUUGAAUCUCCGUACUGGUGAAAAUCCAAGCUCGAGUGACUCUUAUUCAAAAGCGUUUUCAGAGGUUUUGCAGUUGGAGAAACACAUGAAUGUCCAUAGCGGCGAAAAACCUUAUUCGAAUGACUGUUGGCCGAAGACAUUUUCAGAAACUUCAGACAUAGAAAAACAGACAAGACUCCAUACCUGCGAAAACCCAAGUUCGAGUGACUCUUAUUCAAAGGCGUUUUCAGAAGCUUCAGAGUUGAAGAAAUAUUUGACUUUGCAUGCUUACGAAACACCUUAUUCAAGUGACUGUUGUUUAAAGGCAUUUUCAGAAGCUUCGGAUGUAGCGAAACAUAUGACUGUCUAUGCAGGCGAAAAACCAUGUUUCAAUGAUUGUGGUGCAAAGGCGGUUUCAAAAGCUUCAGACUUAGAUAAGCAUAGGUGUGCCCAUGCCGGCGAAAACUCAUGUUUGAAUAGCAGUUGUACUAAGGAAUUAGAGAAAAAUAUCACAAACCAUACUGUAGAAUAA
Molecule: messenger RNA, 1215 nt
Organism: Uloborus diversus
Lineage: Eukaryota; Metazoa; Arthropoda; Arachnida; Araneae; Uloboridae
Product: zinc finger protein 271-like
Exons: 1
Coding region: 1-1215 (404 amino acids)
Biological process (GO): regulation of transcription by RNA polymerase II
Molecular function (GO): RNA polymerase II cis-regulatory region sequence-specific DNA binding; DNA-binding transcription factor activity, RNA polymerase II-specific
Source: RefSeq, a predicted model, not a curated record